AUGGAGAGCCACAGCUUCAGCGCCGAUGAUAACAAGAAGGAACAUCCUUACUAUGAUUCGCGUACCAAUGAGCAAUCUACCGAGUACACGACUACCUACACCUCUGGGACAACGUCUUCCAGAUCAUUCACCAUGGGAGUCGGAACAGGCACACCUCCGCUCAGCUCCCUACAACAGCGACAUCAGCAUGAUCUUGGCUUCCGCGAUCAACUAGGAAGUGCUUUGGGGGACACUGCACGUACAUCGUGGCGUACAGAGUCAACAUCCACAACCUACAACGAGUCGCCUUCUGAAUUUAGGGAAAGGCAUCAUACGGUUCACGCAGAGGCUGAAAAUAGAUUAAAGAAGACGGUAGAUCGAGAUUUUGCAAUUUUCUUCUGUUUCUUCGUUUUUGUUCUCGUUAUAGUCUUUGGCAGCUAUGUCUGGGGCAAUUUUAGUGGAGGGAAGGCAACUAAUAACCUGGGAACCCAGGCUAUUACACAGAAAAGUAGCUGGGCGAUCUGGAUUCCUCUGGGCCCUCUCUGGGUUGGAUACGGUUCUGAAGGUUUCUUGUGGAGUUUUUCUCUGUCAUUCUCGUUUUGA
Messenger RNA from Clonostachys solani, 582 nucleotides. The record is from the annotation of a GenBank genome assembly. NCBI's taxonomy places the organism in Eukaryota, Fungi, Ascomycota, Sordariomycetes, Hypocreales, Bionectriaceae.